Messenger RNA from Dictyostelium discoideum AX4, 732 nucleotides. RefSeq lists its product as hypothetical. Lineage: Eukaryota; Evosea; Eumycetozoa; Dictyosteliales; Dictyosteliaceae. The transcript is spliced from 2 exons. The coding region runs from base 1 to 732 and encodes 243 amino acids. The record is from RefSeq and is a predicted model, not a curated record.
AUGAAUUUAAAUAUAAUUUUAAUUUUUUUUAUUUAUUUUUUUUGUUUUACUCUUUUAGUAAAAUCACAAGGACCAUUCCCUUAUAAUACAACUGAAGGAUGUUCAAUUUUUGGUAAUAAUGCAACUUUUGUUAAAAAUUCACAAUUUCCUCCAUAUAACAGUGUUUCUAUUACUUCAGGAACAUGUCAAGCUUCACAUCCAGAAUAUUCACAAAAAGCAUGUUGUUAUACAUAUCAAACUAAUGGACUUAAAACAUUUAUUCAAAGUAAUGAAACACUUUUUGGUCAAUGUCCAGGAUGUUUAGCCAAUGUUUGGAGCUUAUGGUGUGGAUCAAUUUGUUCACCAUUUCAACAAUCAUUUAUGGUACCAACUGAGACAAUAACACAAACACUUCAAGUGGUUAAAAUUGAUUUCAUUCUUCAUCCUGAUUUUGCUCAAGGUUUAUAUGAAUCAUGUUCGAGUAUUAAAACAGAAAAUGGAAAAACAUUUAGUUCAUUGUACUCUGACAAACAAUCAUUUUUCAAUGGAGUUUUUAGUGAUAAUCCACAAUAUAAAAUUAAUUUUGUUUUUAACACAACAGGAUACAAUAGUGAUAUUACUCCAUGUUCCGGUCCGGAAAAAACCACUACUUCAUCAACAGAUUCUACCUCUAGUGCCCAAUCAAAACAUUCCAUUCAGUACAUUUUUUAUGCUUUGGCAUUAUUCUCUGUUAUUUUGAUUAUUGGAUUCUGA